Drosophila serrata is the source of this 2454-nucleotide messenger RNA. It is a transcript of the gene Pka-C3, whose product is annotated as Protein kinase, cAMP-dependent, catalytic subunit 3. Gene Ontology annotation, biological process: protein phosphorylation. The record is from RefSeq and is a predicted model, not a curated record. Gene Ontology annotation, molecular function: cAMP-dependent protein kinase activity; ATP binding. Gene Ontology annotation, cellular component: cytosol; cAMP-dependent protein kinase complex. Lineage: Eukaryota; Metazoa; Arthropoda; Insecta; Diptera; Drosophilidae.
GGAAGCGGCUGGUCAACCCAGGAAAAUUAGCUCUGAAAAACCGCUAGAGGAAAAUCUUAAGACUCCGGCGGCAUUGGUCUGAGUCGGAAAAACAUUCAAAUUGCCCGUUAAACGUUAGUUUUGAUUAAUUACGGCCAGUUGGAAGGCAUUUGCAUAGUGCAAUUGUUGCGGCACUGCUCCAACGGAGACGAAAAACAAUAAGAAAAACUGCAGCCUGCUGCUGCUGCAAAAACCGGAAAUUCUAGAUCUCUUGGAUCUCACGAUCCCAGCGUAUAAACAAAACAAACAAAUGCUAAAAAAAAAAACAACUGAAAGACCUAACAACUGAAAAAACCCACAAAAAAGUGACACAAAUAAAGCAAAUCCCAGUGGCGACCGGUGUGUGUGUCCAGUGGAUCUGGUACCCAUAAUACCUAUCCUAUCUAUACCUUCAGCUAUAUAGCCCCCUCCCGAGAAACGCUGAGUGUUGAGUUUAUUUCUGUUUCUGUGUCGGCUUCAGCGGUUUUCGCUUUUUUCUUGUUAUUAUUGCUGGCCAAAACGAGGGAAAAUCGGCGAGACGGCAAGACGUGGUCGUGGAAAAUCGUGCGCUCUUAAAGUAACAUAUUUAUUUUUAACAAUUUCGCAAGCGUUCAAAUUUUGCUCCAGCAAAAAAAUCAGAACUCAGAAGCCAGACAAUCGCAACCAGAACAACAACAAUAAAUAGAUCGACGGCGGCGAGAUCGUUAAGAAGCCAGAAAGGCCAAAAUUGAAACAAAAAACCAAAACAGCAGCCGUUGCGGCAAACGGCCGGCGACUUUUGCCUCUUAAAAAUUAGUUUGGAAAAUCGACAACAACAGGAAGCCGGGCGACAGGUACUCCUUCGAGGGCGAGGACAAUCGGUGAAGCGCAAGCUAGGAUUGCGAGUGAGAUGUCCACGGCCACUUGUGCCCGCUUCUGUGCGCCAUUGACAUCCGGCCCAGCAGGAUCCACAUCAAAAUUGACAGCCGGAAGCGUGACGACAGGAAACGGAAGCGGCAACAUGACGUCGUCGUACAAGAAGAAGAUUCCAUCAAACAGCACAGCGGCAGCGGCAGCCACAAAUGACAGCAGCAACACAGAGGCAACAUUCACAUUCAAAUUGGGGCGCUCCAAUGCACGGAGCAGCAGCAACGUGGCCUCCAGCGAGUCUUCCGAUCCGCUGGAAUCCGACUACAGCGAGGAGGAGGAGGAGGAGAAGGAUCAGGAGCCGGUGACCAACAGCCGGAGCAGCAGCACCGCCACCACCACAAGCAGCUCCGCUGCUGGCCAUGACCAUGAUGUCGACGAGGAGGAGGACGACGACGAUGAUGAUGACGAGGAAGAGGCAAAUGGCCGGGAGGGCGAUGAUGCGACCCAUGAUUCCAGCGAGAGCAUCGAGGAGGAUGACGGCAAUGAGACGGACGAUGAGGAGGACGAGGAUGACUCCGAGGAGAGCAGCAGUGUCCAGACCGCAAAGGGAGUGCGCAAAUACCACUUGGACGACUACCAGAUAAUCAAAACAGUCGGCACCGGCACCUUCGGACGUGUGUGCCUCUGUCGCGAUCGCAUUUCGGAGAAGUAUUGUGCCAUGAAGAUUCUGGCCAUGACCGAAGUCAUUCGUCUCAAGCAGAUCGAGCACGUGAAGAACGAGCGGAAUAUAUUGCGCGAGAUUCGACAUCCGUUUGUCAUCAGUCUGGAAUGGUCCACCAAGGAUGAGUCAAAUUUGUACAUGAUCUUCGAUUAUGUCUGCGGCGGCGAGCUUUUCACAUACCUGCGAAAUGCAGGAAAAUUCACUAGUCAAACUUCCAAUUUCUAUGCGGCUGAGAUAGUCAGUGCCCUGGAAUACCUGCACUCCCUGCAAGUCGUGUACCGCGACCUGAAGCCGGAAAACCUUUUGAUUAAUAGAGAUGGCCAUUUGAAAAUCACAGACUUUGGCUUUGCCAAAAAGCUAAGGGAUCGCACCUGGACUCUGUGCGGCACACCCGAGUAUAUAGCACCUGAGAUUAUCCAGUCCAAGGGUCACAACAAGGCCGUGGAUUGGUGGGCUUUGGGAGUUCUCAUCUACGAAAUGUUGGUAGGCUAUCCUCCUUUCUACGAUGAGCAGCCCUUUGGCAUAUAUGAGAAGAUUUUGAGCGGAAAAAUCGAAUGGGAACGUCAUAUGGAUCCCAUUGCUAAAGACUUGAUCAAAAAGCUUCUGGUGAAUGAUAGAACCAAGCGACUGGGCAACAUGAAGAAUGGUGCCGAUGACGUGAAGAGGCAUCGCUGGUUCAAGCACUUGAAUUGGAAUGACGUCUACAACAAGAAACUUAAGCCACCAAUUUUGCCCGAUGUACAUCACGAUGGGGACACGAAGAACUUUGAUGAUUAUCCCGAAAAGGAUUGGAAACCCGCCAAGGCAGUAGACCAAAGAGAUUUGCAGUACUUCAAUGAUUUCUAAAUAUUAGAGAAAGAAAUUUU